Molecule: messenger RNA, 1719 nt
Organism: Fusarium tjaetaba
Lineage: Eukaryota; Fungi; Ascomycota; Sordariomycetes; Hypocreales; Nectriaceae
Product: FAD-containing protein
Exons: 2
Coding region: 1-1719 (572 amino acids)
Molecular function (GO): flavin adenine dinucleotide binding; NADP binding
Source: RefSeq, a predicted model, not a curated record
AUGACUAAAUCAUAUGAUGUCGUGGUUGUAGGCGCCGGAUGGUUCGGUCUGGCCGCCGCAAAAGCCAUCAGACAAAUAAGCCCCCACGCCAAUCUCGCCGUCCUCGAGUCUGCCGAGUCAUGCGGUGGCACCUGGUCCAAGAACCGUCUCUAUCCCGGUCUCAAGUCCAACAACAUGAAGGGCACAUACGAAUUCCCCGACUUUCCCAUGGCUGAGAAGACAUACGGCGUCAAGCCCAACAGCCACAUCCCCGGAACAGUCCUCCACCGAUAUCUCACCGACUUUGCUAAGCACUACGACUUUCACGACCGAAUCCAGUUCAACACUUCUGUGAACUUGGUGGAGCGAAAUGGCGAUGCUGGCUGGAGAGUUAGUGUUACUUCCCCCGAGGGAACAGAAAGUAUCACUACCGAGAGAUUGGUGCUGGCUACUGGUCUUACAUCGACACCGAAUAUGCCCCAGUACAAGAACGCUGAGAAGUUCGGUGCUCCUCUCUUCCACGCCAAGGACUUCUGCAAAGAGGCUCCCAACCUGAACGUCAAGAAGGCCAUUGUCGUUGGUGGUGCUAAGUCUGCCUUUGAUGUUGCUUAUGCUCUGGUUCAAGAUGGCGCGACAGUCGACUUGGUUGUUCGUCCUACAGGAAACGGACCAGUUUGGAUUGCUCCUCCUUUCGUCACGCCUCUCAAGAAGCGACUUGAUCAGUUGUUGAACAUUCGAUGGAUGACUUGGUUCAGUCCCUGCCCUUGGGGUCAAGAAGACGGUUUCCCUACUGUGCGAAACUUCCUCCAUGGAACUUCUGUCGGCCGAUUCCUCGUUAGCAACUUCUGGAAGGCCCUUAGCAACGAUGUAACUGGUGCUAUUGGUUACGACUCUCAUCCCGAGCUUGCGAAGCUCAAACCUUGGCACUCUGCCUUCUGGAUCGGUAGUGGACUUAGUAUUCUGAAUUACGACAGCCCUCUGUUUGAUCUUGUUAAGCAGGGCAAGAUCAGAGUCCACAUCGAUGACAUUGAGUCAUUGGAGCCUAACCGAGCUGUCCUUGCUUCCGGUAAUGUUAUCGACACCGAUGCUAUUAUCUGCUCAACUGGCUGGAAGAAGGAGUCUACUAUCAAGUUCGCAGAAGAUGAGCUUGGUCUUCCCUACUCGACCGAGAAGAAGCGCUCUUUGGCCCAAGCCGCCGACGAGAAGGUCCUCUCUCUCUACCCCGGCCUCAAGAACCAACCAGAACUCAACGUCAAGCCCAAGGAAGCCAACCCUCUUCGCUACUACCGCUUCAUGAUUCCCUCCGGCAUGGUCAAGACCCGUGACUUGGCUUUCGCCGGCAUGAUUUCCUCCGUCAGCACAGCUACAUGCGCAACCAUCCAAGGCCACUGGAUCGCUGCUUUCCUCGCCGGCAAGAUCGAUCGCAUUCCUACAUCCGACAAGGAGAUUACUGAUGAGAUUAUGCUUCACACCCAAUGGGGCAAGUGGCGAUACCCUUGUGGUUACGGUGCUGAUCUUCCUGAUCUUGUAUUCGAGGGUCUGCCUUAUUGCAACAUGCUUAUGAAGGAUAUGGGACUUGAGACACAUCGCAAGGGAAGCCGCUUCCAGGAACUUACUUCGCCUUAUCUCCCUGCUGAUUUCAAGGGAUUGGUUGAGGAGUGGAAGGAGAAGCACGAGGCUACUGAAGAGAUUAACGGUGUCGAGGUUGGGCAACUUGCUGGUUCGCUGAAGAAGGCGUAA